ACUGUUGUCACCUAAAACCGAAAGUAUUCCGAGGAACACCAGUAACUAUAUAAACAGUCGGAAUAGCUAUAUCCAGCAGAUUUUUGUGAAGAAAAGGGACGAGAGCUCCAACUUUAUUUUCUGUAGCUAACAACCAAAAACUCUUUCUUGUUACAACCUUUAAAAUACAGUGUCUCGCGAUGGGUAUUGUAUUCUCUUUCAUAUUUUCCCGUCUAUUUGGGAAGAAGGAAAUAAGAUUACUUAUGGUUGGUUUAGAUGCAGCUGGAAAGACUACUGUCCUCUACAAACUCAAACUGGGUGAAAUUGUCACAACAAUUCCAACUCUUGGCUUUAAUGUUGAGACAGUUGAGUACAAGAACAUCUCUUUCACAGUCUGGGAUGUGGGUGGCCAGGAUAUUAUCAGACGACUCUGGAAGCACUACUAUCCGAAUACCCAAGGCCUCAUCUAUGUGGUGGACAGCAGUGAUUGUGAUCGCAUUGAGCAAGCUAGUUCAGAACUGCAGAAUAUGCUUGAGGAAGUUGAACUGAAGGACGCAGUUCUGCUGGUUCUUGCUAACAAGCAGGAUUUACCCAAAGCUAUGCCAGUCCAAGAGAUGACCGAAAGAUUAGGACUGCGUACAAUGACAGGAAGAACUUGGUACAUCCAGUCAACUUGUGCAAUAAAUGGAACAGGUUUAUAUGAAGGGUUGGACUGGCUGUCUGAAGAGGUCUCCAAGAAAUAACAUUUUUUGCACUAAUUCAUGUCUCUGAAAAUUAAAAUUACAGUAUUCAUAUA
This is a messenger RNA of Electrophorus electricus (electric eel), 775 nucleotides long. RefSeq names its product ADP-ribosylation factor 4-like. Gene Ontology annotation, molecular function: GTP binding; GTPase activity. The record is from RefSeq and is a predicted model, not a curated record. Lineage: Eukaryota; Metazoa; Chordata; Actinopteri; Gymnotiformes; Gymnotidae.